AUGUCUUCCGGAAAGCUCAUCGUCGUUGUUGGCGCCGCUGGCAACCAGUGCGGUUCUGUGGUAUCUACGUUUUUAUCAGAGCCCUGCUGGCGUGUUCGUACCCUCACCUACAAUGCAUCAAGUACCAAAGCUCUAGAUUCAGCCUCCAGUGGAGUUGAAGUCAUCUGUGCGAAUAUAGACGAUCCGUCAACUCUUACACCAGCUUUUGAUAGAGCAGAAUUGGGAAAAGGUCCUGAGCUUAGGGAUACAGAGGUUACUACCUGUCCUAUGGCUUGCAAUGGUACAACAGACCAACACAAAUAA
Trichoderma harzianum CBS 226.95 is the source of this 303-nucleotide messenger RNA. RefSeq lists its product as hypothetical. Bases 1 to 303 code for a protein of 100 amino acids. The record is from RefSeq and is a predicted model, not a curated record. Lineage: Eukaryota; Fungi; Ascomycota; Sordariomycetes; Hypocreales; Hypocreaceae. The transcript has a single exon.